This is a messenger RNA of Phyllotreta striolata, 1808 nucleotides long. The record is from the annotation of a GenBank genome assembly. Lineage: Eukaryota; Metazoa; Arthropoda; Insecta; Coleoptera; Chrysomelidae.
AAACUUUGUGACAUCAAAAAUGUCUCAUCGAAGGAAUACUCUUGAGGAUUCUGAAACAAGUUCGAAAUUACUCGAAGAUGCUGAUGCUUCUAUGGAAAAAUUAACGAUUAAAGGGCGAAUAAAACCCGCUAAGCCGAUGAUAAAAGAACCGGUCAUUCCUGUGAGGAAAACGGCCGGGUUAUUUCCGAAGUAUUUUUCUCGCAUCAAAAAGGUGGUCGACUACACUUAUAAUGCAGACGAAGAAUGGAAACCUUUUCGUACAGUUCCAUGCAAAAAAUCUAAAAAGAAAAGAGGUUACUUGGAUGGAAAAACGAAAAUGAAUAAUAGACUUUAUGUAGAAACGCCGCAACAUCGUAUUUUGACUGUCUUGGAACACGACAAAGGUUACAAUAAAAUAGUAGAAGGUAGACCCAUACGCGGUGAAUUCAGCAUCAGGGACUACAUACAGAACAUUAGGGACAGUUUGACGACGAAGAUUCUAAUCGAUUACAGAAGAAACGACGUCGAUGCGUUGCGAAAAAAACUCAACGAGGAGUCCAAAAUCAUCCAAAAAGUAUCGGAAGACCUGAAAGUUUAUUCAAAAGUUUUCGAUCGAAUUCUCAGCGAAGAUCACUCGUCCAGUUCCAGUUUGAUAAAUGAAUCCAACGAGAAGCAACGAAAUUACGACAAAUUGCGGGAGGAAUGCGCUAAUUGGAAGAAGAAAUUCAAUUCUAUGAAAGCUGCUUUGUAUCAUUCAGAGGUGAAAUGGGAUAGAACGAAUGCAUGCAGGAGAUUUUUGAGCUACAUCAGCCCGUUGCAUUGGAAAAAGACGCACGAUGAUCGAAUGAGCGUAUUGGAUUCAAUGGAGGAGGAAAUUUUACUUUACACAGAAGAGCAAAACGAUUACAAAUCAGAAAGAGUCCUCGAUGAAUCGAUUGAACAUAUGCAAAAAGUGUGCUUAGAUUUAGAGCCUCCUAGAUUGUAUUUUAAUGAACCCGAAGAAUUAAUCAACCUAUUCAAAUACAUGGAAUACCAGAACAUGAAUUACCUGCUGCACGUGGAAGAAGUAGGAGCUCCAUUGGAGAAAAUACACAUAAAUAUGGAAAACGCGGCGCUGUCAUUCGACCAAAAGAUCUUUUCCAUAAAACAUUCCAUUAACGAAUUAACCGAAAUUAUAGAAUGGGAAGAGAAUAGUGCGCAGAAUUUCCGGAAAAUGAUCAAUUCAGUCAUUCACAACGAAUUUAAGAAACUGAUCAAAUCUAAAGAAGUACUCGACUUGUACGUAUUCGUCGAAGACGUAUACGAAUCUAUAGGGAGUUCUGAAGUUAUCGAUCGCAAUAUCUUGACUAUGAUGGAGUCGAUUGAACGCCAAUAUAGAAAAGAAAAACUUUCAUUGGAUAAGGUCCCGUGCGAGAUGGCGAAACUAUUAGAAAGCAAAUACAACAUCGAAUCGAAGAAACUGAUCGAAUCCGCAUCGCUGGCGCAAAAGCAACAUCUCGAAUUCGAGAUGGCGUUGAAAUCGUUGAGAAAAGCCUAUCAGGCGCCGUUUAAGAAACGACAAACCAGAGAAUUAAAAGGAAGAUCAAAAGUGGCCGUUUGCAGGAAAUUAAAACUGAUGCCUGCUCGUCAUUUGACUGCUCAGGAAUCCGAUUACUUGGAGUAUUUUACCGAUUUUUGUGAAUACACGGAUGAUCCGUUUGAGUACGUGGAAAAUUCGAUGGUUGAAAUUAACGAUAUAACUAACGAGACAAUUUAAGAAAGCAAGGUAUAUGAAUAAUAUGAAUGGAUAUGAAUUUAAUAUUACAAUUAUAAUUUGUAUGGUAUCGUAA